AUGAUUUUGCAGGACUGCAGCAAGAAUUUUGCAGAUGUUUGCUGCAAACGAUAUUGCGCAUUGGUUUUAGCACGCUGUUUUGCGUGCCGUUUAGACUUCUUUGCGUCCAGUGUCUGCUCAACAUCGCUGAAGCGAUGGCCACUAACUCCAGCAAGCGCGUCCUGAUCACUGGCGCUUCCGGUUUACUGGGUCGCGCCGUUCUGGAAGCGUUCAUCGCGGCGGGUUGGCACAGCACCGGGCUGGCCUUUUCCCGUGCUGAUCGACAUCCCAAUCUGGUCAAGGCUGACCUGUGCGAUCCCGUGGCAAUGGAAAAACUGAUCGAUGAUUUGAAGCCGAACGUCAUUGUCCACUGUGCAGCGGAGCGCAGUCCCGAUGCCGUGGACCAGAAACCGGCCGAGACCUUCCAGCUGAAUGUGCAGUCCACGCAGCAUCUGAGCCAGUGUGCCAAGAAUGUGGGCGCUUUCCUCCUCUACAUCAGCACCGACUAUGUCUUCGACGGCAACGCACCUCCUUACACGGAAGACGCUACCCCGCAUCCCAUUAACAAGUACGGAGAAAGCAAACUGGCCGGCGAAGAAGCUGCCGUUUCAGUUUAUCCAGAUGCUGUGAUUUUGCGGGUGCCAGUUUUAUACGGACCCGUGGAGAAGUUGUCGGAGAGCGCGGUGACUGUGUUGUUUGAGAAGCUGCUGGAAGGGCCAACCGGGAAGCCGGCUGUCAUGUCGCAUUACGAGCGCCGCUAUCCUACGCACGUGGCUGACAUCGCUAAAGCUCUGGUUCUCCUGGCUACGUUGAAAUUACAAGGUGAAGAAAUUCGCGGUGUGUACCACUGGUCCGGCAAAGACUGUCUGACGAAGUACGAGAUGGUGCAGCACAUGUCCAAGAUCUUCGGCCUGCCCAUGGACCACGUGGUCGCCGAUGCCACGAAGCCAACCAGUGGAGCCGCGCGACCGUACGAUGCGGCGCUGAGUUGCAGCCGAUUGGAGAAGCUCGGUGCACCGACGCCCAUGUCCUUUGCCGAUGGGAUCAGCAGCGUUCUUUCGCCAUUUGCUCGCAAGGCUUAAUUAAAUUAAGUGCCCUUUCCGUUGGUAUUCUGAUUUGAUAUGGUCAUGUGUUCACUGAUCGAAAAACUUCAAUACGAGUACGCAGAUUUAUCAGAUUAUUGAACCAAACUACAGAGCUUACAAAAUGGUUUAGCUGUAAAAUUUAUUGUUCUCUUGCCCUACGUUUGCUAAAAAAAACGUAUUCGGUGG
Molecule: messenger RNA, 1250 nt
Organism: Paramacrobiotus metropolitanus
Lineage: Eukaryota; Metazoa; Tardigrada; Eutardigrada; Parachela; Macrobiotidae
Product: methionine adenosyltransferase 2 subunit beta-like
Exons: 6
Coding region: 135-1061 (308 amino acids)
Biological process (GO): S-adenosylmethionine biosynthetic process
Cellular component (GO): methionine adenosyltransferase complex
Molecular function (GO): methionine adenosyltransferase regulator activity
Source: RefSeq, a predicted model, not a curated record